Molecule: messenger RNA, 294 nt
Organism: Lachancea lanzarotensis
Lineage: Eukaryota; Fungi; Ascomycota; Saccharomycetes; Saccharomycetales; Saccharomycetaceae
Gene: ISD11
Product: LALA0S08e03246g1_1
Exons: 1
Coding region: 1-294 (97 amino acids)
Biological process (GO): iron-sulfur cluster assembly
Cellular component (GO): mitochondrion; L-cysteine desulfurase complex
Source: RefSeq, a predicted model, not a curated record
AUGACCAGUCCCUCUCGCACCCAGGUUCUUUCACUCUACAAGCAAAUCAUACGGAAUGCCAACGGCUUCAAUAACUACAACUUUAAAAAUUAUUUCCUGCGGAAGGCACGCACCCAGUUUCGCGAGACCAAGGAUUUGCAGGACCCAGAAACGAUUCAGCAAGCUUACCGCACGGCAAAACAGGAGUUGGGCGUGCUUAAACGUCAAUCCGUGAUUUCUCAAAUGUACACGUUCGACAAGCAGGUUGUCGAGCGCAUAGACAGCAGGAAACACACCCAAAAUAGUGGUCGCUAG